AGGGAAGAGCUUUGGAAAAUGCGACACUUGAUUUCUAUCUUGGUACCAUAGACACAAUGAAUACAUUUCCUAAGACAUUUUUUGUCACCAAUGAAAAUGUUAUGUCAUUGCUCGUAUUCUCAGAAAGCCUGCAGAAAUCGAAUUUCUGCCGACCAAGAAUAAAUAAUUAACAUAAUCCCAUUUGUUUGUCGUUCCACAAUCCUAAGUUUUACGAAGAAACACAGUAAGUUGGCUGCAGCGUAAGGAGCUUCCACAUGGCGGAAGUACCAAAGAAACCGAAACGAAAAAAAAUAACAGAAUGAGAGCAAAUAUAUUUGAAUAGUUUGCUAGUGCAAACCUGCUUGAAAUGGCAUAAGAAUGAUGCAAUGAGUUUUCUGCAUGCUGCUGUAGCAGACAGUGACACACAAAUUUUUAAAGAGGCAGAAAACAGCUUGGGUUGUCCGUGGAAUUCCUUGCAGCAGAGCAGAAUUCUAUAUGAAUGUAAUUAAGCAUUCGUGCUUCAUACUUAAAUGGAAUGCAUCAAGGCUUUUUAAACAGAAGCAUUCUGGAAAGGCAAACGUAUAGACAAAAGUCUAUAUACAGAUGGUUUGAAUAUAGAGAUCCUUUGUGUGGGGAAGUACUUAUAAUCUUUGCAGGCAGAAUAAUGUCCUAAAAAGAGGCCUUGAAAUGGACCUGGAAAAGGCCUUCGAUUAACCCUGAAAGAAUAUAGACGACAUUCCCAACACCAUUGAUUGAUCUUGAAAGGGCAUGGGCAAACUCCACAACACCAACGUGCUUUACACACGGUGAAAUAUUUAAAUUCAUUACAGUCAGGGAUAUUCAGAGAAAAAUACUUAAAUUAGACCCCAGAGAGCUAUUUUAUGAGUGGAGAAGAGAAUGGAAAUGCGUCGCCGUGCCUUAAUCUCUUUAUUUAUGUUGGUCUAUAUAAGUACUUUGCAAGUGGAAUCGGCUCCUUUGGCCUGCAAAGUUUCCACUUUAAAUACUUGUGUUGGAUAUCUAUAUUUUGUUUCGCCUCAAGAGCAGACUGCAGAACAAGUAGCCGAUAUGCUCAGUGUAUCCCCGAUGGACGUGGGGAGAACCUAUGGGGAGAAACCUGUAUAUGUGAUCAAUGUGACCUGCCGCUGCGAGCCCGAUUCAAACCAGUUCCUUGCCAAAACUGACUAUAUUGUUAGGGUCGAUGAUAGCUGGAAUUCUAUAUCUUUGGCAUUUGAUGGCCUAAUUUCUGCAGAUUAUGGAACUGUUUUGUAUCCGCCUCUUAAAUUGGAACUGAAGAUUCAGUGUGGAUGCCAAAAUGAUGUGGGUGUUAUGACCUAUCGAGUUGUCUCAGGGGAUACUGUGUAUGGCCUUGCAACUCGAUUCAAUACAAGCUGGAACAGGAUAGUUAAGCUAAACGGACUAGUUAAUGAAAGCGAAAUCGGCGUCGAUCAGAUCCUUUUCUUGCCAAUGGAUUAUCCAGAAAAUCUCAUUUCACAACAAAUAGAUGAAAAAAGGACAAAGCCUAAAUCUCAAACAGGAUUAAUCGUAGGAGUAGCUAGUGGAGUGGUUUUCCUUUUGGCUGCAUUAAUAAUAGGGGGAUUCUAUAUGCGAUCAAAAUCAACCAAACAGGUUGAGAAAACAUUCAAUAAGAAAGAUAGCUGCCACAGUCGAGAUCUGGAAGCAUCAAAUCAUCCAGAGGAGGCCAGGUCAAAUUAUUGUUAUUUACCUUUCUGCCAAUUUCUUGAAAAGGAAAAGGUCAACAUUAAACAUGCCGAUUCUCUUCCAAAAGGUUCCACAACCUUUAGAGUGAUAGGUUUGGAUUCUGAAAAACCAGUUGUUUUUACUUACGAUGAUAUACUUGAAGCAACUGAUAAUCUCCACAAAUCCAGAAAGAUUGGCGAGGGAUCAUAUGGCUCAGUUUAUUUAGGAAAGCUUAUGGAUAAGAUGGUUGCCAUCAAGCAAAUGAGGGACACAAAAUCAAAGGAAUUUUUGGCAGAACUGAAAAUCCUCUGCAAAGUCCAUCAUUCAAACUUGGUUGAGCUCAUAGGCUAUUCUGCUGGAGGUGAACAUUUAUUCCUUGUAUAUGAAUAUGCUGAAAAUGGUGCCCUAAGUGAAUGUUUACACGAUCCAUCAAGCAAAGGUCAUAAGCCACUUUCGUGGACUGAAAGGGUGCAAAUUGCCCUUGAUGCAGCAAGAGGCCUUGAAUAUAUUCAUGAACAUACAAAACCAAUUUAUGCUCACCGAGAUGUCAAAACAAGCAACAUUCUUCUUGAUUCAGAUUUGCGUGCAAAGAUUGCAGACUUUGGUCUAGUCAAGUUGUUGGAGCAUUCCCUUGAAAAUCAAGCUGCAACAACAAAAGUGGUUGGAACAUUUGGCUAUCUUGCCCCUGAGUAUGUUCGAGAUGGACAUGUAAGUACAAAAAAUGAUGUAUAUGCUUUUGGUGUUGUUUUGAUGGAGUUGAUUUCCGGGCAACCAGCACUUUGCAGGAGUACAAAAUCAAAUGUUGGAGAAUGGAAAUCAUUGAUAUCUUUCGUGACAUCAAUAUUUAAGGAGUCGGACAUUACAACAAAUUUGAAGAGCCUUGUAGACAAAAGCCUACUUCAAUAUCCUGAAGAUCUUGUCUUGAAGAUGGCUAUCCUUUCAACGUCUUGCGUGGAGGAAAAUCCAGAUCUACGGCCAAAUAUGUUAGAUGUUGUCUUUGCUCUUUCUCAAAUGCUUCAGUUGUCAUCCGAGUGGGAAACUGCCCAAACAGAUCAUAUCCCAGAUUUUGAUGUCCUCUACGAAUGUCGGUAACUGGUGAUAAAUCUGGAAUUCAUCUUCUGCCUAGAUAUAGACCACGGAAGAACUGCAACCGGACUCAGAUCUUGCAGAUUUGUAUAUAAACAUUUCCUAAUAUCUGUAUUAAUUAGAACUUUUAACUAAUGAGUUAGCUGUCUCUUAGAUGCACGAAUUAUAAAAGCAGCUCUGCAUAGACAAAUUGUUGGCAACAGGAAGGCCGUUGCUUUAAAUAUGUAUUUCACAUAAACAGGAAAGUAAACCAGUCAAGAUACUUCAGAUUUCUUCUAUUCUAUACUUACCAAUAUUUCAGUCUUUUUAUAUUUUUCGCUUCACAGGCACAGACAUACCGAAUGAACUCAAAAGUCCACUUGAUAUCUGUUGCAAUCUGACAAUACCAUGUUUUAUUUCAAUCAAGCUUUGACAUUUGUUAAGGAUUUGA
Cryptomeria japonica (Japanese cedar) is the source of this 3193-nucleotide messenger RNA. RefSeq names its product lysM domain receptor-like kinase 3. The record is from RefSeq and is a predicted model, not a curated record. Bases 877 to 2769 code for a protein of 630 amino acids. Lineage: Eukaryota; Viridiplantae; Streptophyta; Pinopsida; Cupressales; Cupressaceae. Gene Ontology annotation, molecular function: transmembrane receptor protein kinase activity; ATP binding. Gene Ontology annotation, biological process: innate immune response; protein phosphorylation. The transcript has 12 exons.